AAGAAGAAGCAAAGCAUGUCGGCGCCCUGCAGCAGGAUUUACUGACAGGCAGCGACUUAGGUCAGAAUAACAGCUUUAAUCCUGAGAAAUCAACCAGAGGGACACCAGGAGGGAACAUGUUUCCAGAAACGGCUCAGUGUCUAAAGACGGCGGCUCCGCUGUUGUCUAGAAAAGUCUUGUUGAAGGAUUUGUCCUCACAUGGAGGAGCCAGCCGGCUGCACGCACGGAGACACUUCGGGGUCGGCCGCUGUCUGACAGCCAAGGUCCCCCCUGCGCGCAGACCCAUGGAGAGAGUGGAGAUCCCCGGACUGGAGAUGGUCACCUUCGGCGAGAAGAUGCACUAUGUACCGGGGCUGGCUAAGCCCGUCAGCCCGCAGUGGGAGAGGGACUACAAGGACCCGAGAUUUUACAGGUCCCCCCCGUCUCACGAGAUGCCGCUGUUCAAAGAGAAACCGUGCCAUGUGUACAACCAGAGGACCAGCGCGCUGGAAGGUGUGCGUCAGGCUCUGUGGUUGACCAAAACCAAGCUGAUCUCUGGUCUGCCGCCUCAGCUGCUCUCAUUGGCGGAGAGUCCUGCCAAUCAGAUACCAGAUCAGGAAGAACGCGUGCAGAACGCCAUCAAACAUGCCCGCUUCUGGGACACGACAGAGGAACGACCAGGCAAAGAGAAAUACAGCAACACUUUGCUACUGAACUUGCUCCAUCUGUGUGCAACUCUACAGUCCACUCAUCCAGCGCUUGGAAGGAGGAUCUUUGCUGAGAAAUACUCACUGGCAGCAACGUGGAAAAGAGGUGAGGACCUGUUCCAGGUUAGAGGUCAGAACGGUUUACUGCAUAACUGCAAGGAUCCUCUCCCCGAGAUUUCCGGGAAACAGGAAGUGAGCGACACGGCAGAUCACGUCCUGGAAACCUUCUAUCCCGUCUCCCCCACCAUCGACCUGCAGAAAGUAAACGUGUACAAGGAGGAGGUGAACUGCACAGGUUUCAGGGGCGACUACCCUUACCCUCAUGCCCACACACUUUACUUCCUGGAGGGAGCUGACGCUUGCUGUAAGCUCCGCCCAGAACAGUUCAGAGCCAAGAUGGUCAUGUUCACCUUUGGAAACGCUCUGGCCCGUGCACACAGACUGUAUGGGCCCCAACCCCAGCGUGUAUUGGACCGUCCUGUAACCGUACAGGCUGUGGGGACCAACGGUAGAAUUUUCCAGUUUAUGGUUUUCCAGCUCAACACCACAGAUCUCUCAGGAGACGACGGCGUCAAGAACCAGGUGUGGCUGGAAGAAGAUGUUGAGCUCUACGAUUUUGCUAAAGUCCGACCACUCAUCAAGAAGAAGCAAGUGAAGGUACCGGCUGGUCUGGCAGGAUACAAGAGUGAAACAUUCAGCAAGUUCCUGGCCCUGUACCUGCACGGAGCCGUGUAGGACAACAUGUGUGUGACUGAGCAGUGAGUCACCUUUCAAGUAUGUGUGUUUCGUGUGUCUGGGAUGUAAACCAAUAUCUCUUCCCUUCCUGUCAGUCAAUGAGCUGGAUCAUUUCUACAGACUGAAGCUGCAAAUCUCAUUUUAACAAUCUGACUUCUCCUCCUCCUCUCUUUGUUCGUGCUCGCCCAAUAAAAAACUGUCAUUUUGAAUAUGUA
Micropterus salmoides (largemouth bass) is the source of this 1636-nucleotide messenger RNA. It is a transcript of the gene mrpl37, whose product is annotated as mitochondrial ribosomal protein L37. Gene Ontology annotation, molecular function: structural constituent of ribosome. The coding region runs from base 117 to 1421 and encodes 434 amino acids. The transcript is spliced from 8 exons. The record is from RefSeq and is a predicted model, not a curated record. Gene Ontology annotation, biological process: translation. Gene Ontology annotation, cellular component: mitochondrion; ribosome. Lineage: Eukaryota; Metazoa; Chordata; Actinopteri; Centrarchiformes; Centrarchidae.